Messenger RNA from Parascedosporium putredinis, 453 nucleotides. The record is from the annotation of a GenBank genome assembly. NCBI's taxonomy places the organism in Eukaryota, Fungi, Ascomycota, Sordariomycetes, Microascales, Microascaceae.
AUGGGAAGGCCAGAAACCACCAUAAACCUACUUCGAGGAUGGCCAGCAGCGGAGUUAUUGCCGUCUAAAGACCUCCAGAAGGCGGCAGAGGAGCUCCUCUCAGACCCAGCAGAGUCUGCAGUUGCGCUGCAAUAUGGCCCCGAUGCUGGUCCAACGUUGUUGAGAGAUGCCCUUGCCCUGUGGCUUGCAAAAGCCUAUAAUGUAACACCUAACCGAAACCGAAUAUGCAUAACUGGAGGAGCAAGCCAAAAUUUGGCUUGUAUUCUCCAGCGAUUUGCUGAUCCGAAUUUUACACGGCUCAGGGCUGUCCCUGAAGAUGUGGAAGGGGUGGAUGUUGCCUAUCUUGCUCGUGGGCUCGAGCUGGCGAAUUCCGAAACCCGGUUUACAACGUCUGUAGGUCUCACGUCGCUCAGUCCUAAUGCGCCCUUCACCUACGGCUACCAUCUGAUCUAA